Frankliniella occidentalis (western flower thrips) is the source of this 1232-nucleotide messenger RNA. RefSeq names its product eukaryotic translation initiation factor 3 subunit J (gene eIF3j). The transcript has 7 exons. Lineage: Eukaryota; Metazoa; Arthropoda; Insecta; Thysanoptera; Thripidae. The record is from RefSeq and is a predicted model, not a curated record. Gene Ontology annotation, molecular function: translation initiation factor activity. The coding region runs from base 122 to 853 and encodes 243 amino acids. Gene Ontology annotation, cellular component: eukaryotic translation initiation factor 3 complex; cytoplasm.
CUUGAUUUUUCAUACUUACUGAGUGCCCCUUGGCAGUUGGCAGGCAACUUUUGGCAGUUGGCAGGACCGCAGCAGGCAGCAGGCAGGCAGACGAGAGGCAGGCGCUCUCACCAGGUUCAUCAUGUCCGACUGGGAUGCUGAUGACUACGUUGCUCCGGAACCCGCGACAUCAGUGAAAGCAGUCACCAUCAACAAAUGGGAGGGUGAAGACGAGGAAGAGGAUGUGAAGGACAACUGGGAAGAUGAGGACAAUGAGGAAGAAAAGAAAGAUUCGGAAAAGCCCCCAGAACCUACCAAGUCAGCCGCUUCUAAGAAACCUAAAAAGAACUUGGCAGAAAAAAUCCAAUUACAAGAGGAGAAAGAAAGGCUACUGAAGGAGGAACGAGCAAGUGCACAAGCUAUGAAAAAUCUUACACCAGCAGAACGCCAAGCAGAAAAGCUACGACAGAUGAAGUUACAAGAGGAAUCUGAACUUGAGCUUGUCAAAGCUACAUAUGGUGUUGAGGACUCUGACACUCCUAUUGCUGGAAUUGAUAGUGCCAAUCCUAGAACUACAGAAGAAUUCGACCAGUUAAAAGAGGCAAUAAAUAAUAAGAUUCAAGAAUUUUCAAAAUCACCGCAUUUUGUGGAUUUUGUAACAGAUCUAGUUCAGAGUAUGGUUGUAAACUUACCUGUGGUAGAUUUGAAGAAACUUAGCGCCAAUUUGACUUCUUUGGCAACAGAGAAGGCAAAAAUGGACAAGGCUGCUACCAGCAAAAAGAAAGGUGGUAAAUUCAAGGGAGCGAAGCUGAAGAUGGAUGACAGGGAUUUGACCACUGAAAUUGAAUAUGAUGAUCUUGAUGAUUUUAUGUAAUCUUGAUCAACAUGGGUUUGUGAAAUCAGCUUUUGGGCAUUGUCAGGAAGUUCAUGCUACUGGUGUGUGCGAGACUCAUAGUGUGUUCAGCCUAGUUGGAAAAUGACUGGUAAUGAUAUGCCGGUAAUUUUACCAUGACUUAGUUCUCUGAACAUUUUGUUUUUACUUUGAUGCAAUAACACAAUAAAUUUGAACUUAAGUCAUAGGACCGUAGCCAGCCUUUGGAAAAGAGCUCUCCCUGGAGAGAUGUUGGCAGUGUAUUUAUUGUAUUGUAUAUUUUUAACCGAGCUGGAUUCGGUCAAACUGGUCAAAAGGAAAUGUAAUGUCUCCCAGGGACUGGUCUCAAAUAUCAUUUGUCUCAUCUGCUCAGAAAGCAAAA